This is a messenger RNA of Gymnogyps californianus (California condor), 1950 nucleotides long. It is a transcript of the gene ANKRD16, whose product is annotated as ankyrin repeat domain 16. Gene Ontology annotation, molecular function: protein binding. Lineage: Eukaryota; Metazoa; Chordata; Aves; Accipitriformes; Cathartidae. The transcript has 9 exons. The record is from RefSeq and is a predicted model, not a curated record. Bases 68 to 1180 code for a protein of 370 amino acids.
ACAUCACGCCGCCGCGUAUUGCCACGCGUGACGUCACGCAGCCCCAACAGAGCGCGGAUCUCUAGCCAUGGCGGAGGGGGAGAGGCCGAGGCCGCUCCUCCGGCUGGUGCAGGAGGGACGGCUGGACCUCCUCCGGGACGAGCUGCGGCCGGACAACGCGCUGGUCCCAGCAGUGCGGAGCCAGCGCUAUGGGCGCUCGGGGGACACGCUGCUGCACCAUGCUGCCCGAUACGGGCACCGGGACGUCCUCGCCUACCUGGUAGAGACGCUGGGGAUGGACAUUGAGGUGUUCAAUAGCGACUACAAAAGACCCCUCCACGAAGCAGCCUCCAUGGGCCACGGGGAGUGUGUCUCCUACCUCCUGGAGAGAGGUGCGAGCGUAGACUGCUUGAAAAAGGCAGACUGGACUCCCCUAAUGAUGGCUUGCACCAGGCAAAACCUGGAGGUGAUCAAAGCUCUCGUGGAGCAUGGAGCCAACCCACUGCUGAAGAAUAAGGAUGGCUGGAAUUGCUUCCACAUUGCGAGCCGGGAGGGCCAUCCCCAGGUCCUCCGGUACCUGCUGGACACAUCCCCCAGCAGCUGGGACACGGAGAGCACGAUAAAGAGAACGCCUCUGCACACAGCAGCAAUGCACGGCUGUUUUGACGUUGUGGAGCUGCUCCUGGAGCGGUGCCAGUACAAACCUGACAGCAGAGACAAAUGUGGAGUCACUCCCUUUAUGGAUGCUAUCCAGAAUGGACAUGUCAACAUUGCCCGGCUGCUCCUGGAAAAACACCAGGCCUGUCCUUCAGCCGUGGACGCACUGGGCGCUCAACCUCUGCACCGGGCAGCCGUCACGGCCCAGGAUGAAGCCAUCCAGUUCCUCGUCUCCGAGCUGGGUGUCGAUGUCAACGAGAGAGUGACGGCCCUCCAACUCACAGCACUGCACUACGCAGCCAAGGAAGGACACGUGCAUACCAUCCAGACGCUGCUGUCCCUCGGUGCUGAUGUCCACGCAAAGGAUGGGAAGAGCCGUUCCGCCCUGCACGCAGCGUGCGCUGGGCAGCAGGCGGACGCCGCACGGAUCCUGCUCCGCGCCGGGCUGCAGGACGCCCCGGAUGGCACGGGCAUGCUGGCGCGGCAGCUGGCGAGGAAGCCAGAUGUCAUCCAGGUUUUCCAGGAGACGAAUGUCAGCGCGUGAGACCAACUGGGAAAAAGAGAAACACGUUUCAUUUCAGCGUGGGCUGAACUUCACCUUUUCUUGUGCAGCACCCAGCACGUCCAAACAGCUGAGGCUGCAGCUCCCUGAAGUAUAACCAUCCAAGGAAGGUGCCCAAUGGGCCACUGCCAGAUGACCUCUGGGGACCUGCAUGGCUUGAACCCCCUGGAGCCUACCUAGCUCUUGCUGGGAUGUUUCCAUACAAUGGACAUCCUGAAGGAGAAGAUACACCUGGAUCGCUGAUUUUUAGAGCCCUUAAUGGACCUGCUCUCCACUAAGCUCUUAAGUUGCUUCAAGUGGCCACCACUUUCGAUAGCCCCUGAGAGAGGCUGAGUGCGGUGCAGUGUAACUGAGCCCUUGGUGACUCUUCCUUUGUCGGGUUUGAGCUGCAGAGGACAAGCGCAGGGAGUCUUCAAGCUGCAUCAACCUCUUAUGUCCUUUUUGUGGCCCAUGCCUGAUCCCAAAGCCUGCUGAAAUGAAUAGUAAGACCUCAACCUUGCGAUGAUAUCAAGGGUCUUUGGAUCAGACUGAAAAAAAAAAAGAGGUAUUUGUUAUUCCAGACAGCCUUGCUUGGCACUUCUCACCACUGAUGAACUUUAAAAAAAAUAAAAAUCUGCUCUUUGAAGUAUAUAGGGAAAUGGCUUAAUAUUUAAUGUAGCCAGUGAGUCUCUAACAGCCUGGAAUACACAUAAAGGUAAGAGCUACUGUAGCUGUUUGGUUUAUUUGUAUGCAUCUGGAAUUAUAAAUUUGGU